UGGCAACGCUGCAGGAAACAGCUGUUUGACAGCAUUUCUUUGCUUUCCAGAAAAAUCACAAUGUCAGGUACUAAGGUAUUGCGCUCCCUGCUCCACGAGCUGAGACAGGCCUCGCCGAAUGGCUGCAUUAAGGACAACCUGGCCGCGCGCUACAUUCUGGCGCAGUACAAGAAGUUUGAGACGACGGACCAGCAGCUCUGCAAGGCCCGCAACGAGGCCAUCUUCCUGGGCCAGACGUACCUCACCUACCUCAGUAGCCAGCGAAACUACACGGAGCUGUACAAGGAGUUCCAUGGGAGGGGAGAGCGGUCCGUAAGGGACACCGCCGAUAUGGUGGGCUUCAAGCUGCCCACGGAUCCCAAGUGAUCUGGAGUUAUGUAGGUUCUAGCGUAGCGUGCGAUUAAAGCGGUUAGAGUUGCAAAAAUCUGUGAUUUUA
Messenger RNA from Drosophila serrata, 436 nucleotides. Its product is annotated as protein FMC1 homolog. NCBI's taxonomy places the organism in Eukaryota, Metazoa, Arthropoda, Insecta, Diptera, Drosophilidae. Gene Ontology annotation, cellular component: mitochondrion. The record is from RefSeq and is a predicted model, not a curated record.